AGUCUCGCAAACUGCAGGUUUUCGGGACUCGCGACCGCAGCGUGAGACAGAGCCCAACGGUCUCCCGUGCCAGGCCCUGCCCGUGCGGGCCCCCCGGGCAGAGCUGCACCUGCACGGCCUCGGGGGCGGCAGCAGCGACAGGUGCCGAGCCCGGGCGCAGGCAGCGGGUUCGCCCUCUCCGAGCCAGUGACGAUGCCCGCGGUGCAGAAAACCGUGUCCGAGAUCCGCUCCAGAGCGGAGGGCUACGGGAAGACAGAUGAUGUUUCAGAGAAAACUUCACUCGCUGAUCAAGAGGAAGUGAGAACUGUAUUCAUCAAUCAGCCCCAGUUGACCAAAUUCUGCAAUAAUCAUGUCAGCACUGCAAAAUACAAUAUAAUCACAUUCCUGCCAAGGUUUCUUUAUUCCCAGUUCAGAAGAGCUGCUAAUGCAUUUUUUCUUUUUAUUGCAUUACUUCAGCAAAUUCCAGAUGUGUCGCCAACGGGUCGUUAUACAACAUUGGUUCCUCUGUUAUUUAUUUUAGCUGUAGCAGCAGUCAAAGAAAUCAUAGAAGAUCUUAAAAGACAUAAAGCUGAUAAUGCAGUGAACAAGAAACAAACACAAGUAUUGAGAAAUGGUGCUUGGGAGAUUGUCCAUUGGGAAAAGGUAGAUGUUGGAGAUAUAGUUGUAAUAAAAGGCAAAGAGUAUAUACCUGCUGACACUGUACUUCUCUCAUCAAGUGAGCCACAAGCCAUGUGCUACAUUGAAACAUCAAAUUUAGAUGGUGAAACAAACCUAAAAAUUCGACAGGGUUUGCCAUUGACAGCGGAUAUAAAAGACAUUGACAGUUUGAUGAUACUUUUGGGCAGAAUUGAAUGUGAAAGCCCAAAUCGACAUCUCUAUGAUUUUGUUGGAAAUAUCAGACUAGAUGGGCAUGGUACUGUUCCACUGGGACCUGACCAAAUUCUUUUACGAGGCGCUCAACUAAGAAAUACCCAGUGGGUUCAUGGAAUAGUUGUCUAUACUGGACAUGAUACAAAACUCAUGCAGAAUUCAACAAGCCCGCCUCUUAAACUUUCCAAUGUGGAACGAAUUACAAAUAUUCAGAUCUUGAUUUUGUUCUGCAUUCUUAUGGCCAUGUCUUUAAUCUGUUCUAUUGGUUCAGCUAUAUGGAAUCGAAGGCAUGGCCAAAGGGACUGGUAUCUCAAUCUAAACUAUGGUGGAGCUAACAAUUUUGGACUGAAUUUCUUGACCUUUAUCAUUCUCUUCAAUAAUCUCAUUCCAAUCAGUUUGUUGGUUACACUAGAAGUUGUUAAAUUUAUCCAGGCAUAUUUCAUAAAUUGGGAUAUAGACAUGCACUACGAACCUACAGACACUGCCUCCAUGGCUCGUACAUCCAAUCUCAAUGAAGAACUUGGCCAGGUCAAAUACAUAUUUUCUGACAAAACUGGUACCCUGACUUGCAAUGUAAUGCAAUUUAAGAAGUGCACCAUAGCAGGAAUUGCUUACGGUCAGGGCUCACAGACUGGAGAAGAGAAACCAUUUAGUGAUCCAUCACUGCUGGAGAAUCUCCAAAGCAAUCAUCCAACUGCACCUAUAAUUUGCGAGUUUCUAACAAUGAUGGCAGUGUGUCACACAGCUGUUCCAGAAAGAGAAGGUGAUAAGAUUAUAUAUCAAGCAGCAUCUCCAGAUGAAGGAGCAUUGGUCAGAGCAGCCAAACAACUUCGUUUUGUAUUCACUGGAAGGACACCUGACUCGGUAAUUAUAGACUCUCUUGGCCAUGAGGAAAGAUAUGAAUUGCUAAAUGUGCUGGAAUUUACAAGCACUAGGAAAAGAAUGUCUGUGAUUGUUCGCACACCAACAGGGAAAUUAAGACUCUACUGUAAAGGAGCUGACACAGUUAUUUAUGACCGUCUGGCCGAGAGUUCCAAAUACAAAGAAAUUACUUUAAAACAUUUAGAGCAGUUUGCUACAGAAGGUUUAAGAACUCUCUGUUUUGCUGUUACUGAGAUAUCAGAAAGCGAAUAUCAAGAGUGGCUAGAUGUCUAUCAUCGAGCGUCAACAUCUAUACAAAACAGAGCACUGAAGCUUGAGGAGAGUUAUGAACUAGUUGAAAAAAAUCUUCAACUGCUCGGAGCUACAGCCAUUGAAGAUAAGCUGCAAGACAAAGUGCCUGAAACCAUAGAAACUCUAAUGAAAGCAGACAUCAAAAUUUGGAUUCUUACUGGGGACAAACAAGAGACUGCUAUUAACAUUGGUCACUCAUGUAAACUUUUGAAAAAGAACAUGGGACUCAUUGUUAUCAAUGAAGGGUCUCUUGAUGGAACAAGAGAGACCCUAAGUCGUCAUUGCAGUACUCUUGGUGAUGCUUUGAGGAAGGAAAAUGACUUUGCUCUUAUAAUUGAUGGUAAAACACUGAAGUAUGCCUUAACAUUUGGAGUAAGACAGUAUUUCCUGGAUUUGGCUUUGUCAUGUAAAGCUGUUAUUUGUUGCAGGGUGUCUCCUCUUCAGAAAUCUGAAGUAGUAGAAAUGGUAAAAAAACAGGUUAAAGUAGUAACACUGGCUAUUGGUGAUGGAGCAAAUGAUGUUAGUAUGAUACAGACAGCACAUGUUGGCGUUGGUAUUAGUGGAAAUGAAGGGCUACAGGCAGCUAAUUCUUCGGAUUACUCCAUAGCACAGUUCAGAUAUCUGACGAACUUGUUGUUGGUUCAUGGUGCUUGGAACUACAGCAGAAUAGCUAAAUGCAUCUUGUACUGUUUCUACAAGAAUAUAGUCCUUUAUAUUAUUGAGAUCUGGUUUGCUUUUGUUAACGGCUUUUCUGGACAAAUUCUUUUUGAAAGAUGGUGUAUAGGUCUUUACAAUGUGAUAUUUACAGCUAUGCCACCACUGACUCUCGGAAUAUUUGAGAGAUCCUGCCGAAAGGAAAAUAUGCUGAAAUAUCCAGAAUUAUACAAGACUUCUCAAAAUGCCCUGGACUUUAACACAAAGGUUUUCUGGGUUCAUUGUUUAAAUGGCCUCUUCCACUCAGUUAUUCUGUUUUGGUUUCCACUAAAAGCCUUCCACUAUGGCACUGUAUUUGGCAAUGGUAAAACUUCAGACUACCUGCUCUUGGGAAACAUUGUUUACACUUUUGUAGUGAUAACAGUGUGUUUAAAAGCUGGAUUAGAGACUUCAUAUUGGACCUUGUUUAGCCAUAUAGCAAUAUGGGGAAGCAUUGCACUUUGGGUAGUGUUUUUUGGAGUCUACUCGUCCUUGUGGCCUGUCAUUCCUAUGGCACCUGACAUGUCCGGGGAGGCAGUUAUGUUGUUCAGCUCUGGAGUCUUUUGGAUGGGUCUGUUAUGUAUUCCUGUGACAGCUUUGCUUUUUGACGUCGUAUACAAAGUAAUCAAGAGAGCUACUUUUAAGACACUGGUAGAUGAAGUUCAGGAGUUGGAAGCAAAAUCUCAAGAUCCAGGGGCAGUUGUGCAUGGCAAGAGCUUAACUGAAAGAGCUCAACUACUGAAGAAUGUCUUUAAGAAGAGUCCUGUGAACUUGUACCGCUCUGAAUCUCUGCAGCAGAACUUGCUUCAUGGCUAUGCGUUCUCUCAAGAUGAAAAUGGAAUAGUUUCCCAAUCUGAAGUAAUAAGAGCUUAUGAUACCACAAAACAAAGACCUGAUGAAUGGUGAAGGAAUACAGCUUGCAACAGAGAGCCUUUAGAAUUACUUAAGUAAGACAAACUACUAGAUCUUUGCUAGGGUCUGCUAGCAGGAUCCAGUCACAAAGAUUACAGGAAGAUCCAUGAUGAUCUUGUUUCAUAAAGUUUGGAUUAGUGUAUUCAAUAGACAUAAGCACUGUGCAACUCUACUGUAACACACCAUCUCUUUACAUUUUUCACAAGUAUUUGCUUUGUCUUCGUAAACAGGGGUUGAAAAUUACCUUGUGUUUUGCCAGAUCACUUAUUUACGAGGCUGAAUCAGUAUUGUUCAUAUAUCAUAUUACUUGGAGCGUCAUUAAUGGUCAGAUUACCACUAUACAUAAAUUAUUAACAUUUGUGCAAGUUCAUAAGUGGCUAUACAUUUAAAGUACAGUUGAUAACAAGCCUUUGAUUUCAACAAGUGCUGACUAGCCAACAUUUUAAUGGUGUUAACUCACCUUAUUAAGCAAGAUUUCAAACCAAGGUGUUUGUGUCAAACUAGCCUAAAAAAUAUGUUUGCCAAAGAAGUUCCAUAAUUGCAGUUCUCAAGAAUCUCCAGUAGUCAUUUGCAGAGAAAUUUAAAAGGAAAUUAAUUUAAAGUCCUGAUGUCAGAAAUGCAUGCUUGAUUCUCCAUACUUGAUAAAAAUACAGCAUAAUGAGCCUAAUUGGAGUUGCCUUUAUGGUACUUGCUUUCAGAUCUGUGAAACUUUGCAUCUUCGGUCUGAUACAAGCUUUUUAUUUUUUAUUGUUUAAUACGGCUGCCACUUUUUAGUAUGGUGCUCUUAUUUCCAAGUUUUGUUCAAAUUACAAACAAAAUGAAAAUUGCUGUCUUACCUUUCUUCACCAUAAUUUUAGCCAUUUUUGCAAUGCUUGUGCUUUAUAUGCACACCUGGUCACAAUUUGAUCAGAAAAGUUUGUCCUAAUUCAUAAAGACAGAUUAGCUAUUUAUGGGCUUUUAUUCUAAAGUUAUCUAGAACAUGACUUGUUAAAGCAAUGUAUGCCUUUUAGCUCUGUGUGGUGUGUACUCUUCCAUUUGCACCAGAGUCACCUCCUACUAUGCACUCAAAUAUACUGAAGUAGUUCUUUACAGCUUAUUUGUCACUAGCAAACCUCCAUACUUUCAGCUUUUAACAAAAAUGGAGGGAAAAUGCACAAAAGAAAACAAAAUUUUCCACAAUUUGCUCAACUCAGCAGUGUAAAAGUUACACUUCUCACCAAGAGUACACUGUAAUUAGAAAUUUUAAAAAAUUAAUUACAUUUGGUCUGUCUCCGCCCAAUAUUAAAUGAUGGCCUAACUUCAGAUGUUACGUUUAUUUGUGACAAUGGCACAAUCAGAGUCCAAUUUAACUUUUUUUUAAAGUUUGUCUGUUUUAAUACUGACCUAAAGUCCACUAUAAUAAUUUAAUUUUAAUUUUAUUUUAUAUGGAGAAAAUGCUUCUUAAUUUUUAAAUUUUUCAGACUGGUAGGCUAAGUAAAAUAGAUACAGUUUUUCUUUGAACGUCAGUUGUCUGAGAAUGGAACAGAAAUUUUCCCAUUCUCCUUUCAGGUUAUUAAGAACUUCAUUCUUAUCACUUUUUGUCCUCAAAAUCAUCCAAUCUAGAUUGUAAAUAACAAGCAGUAUAUCUCUUCAGCUGUUCCAUAUCCUACCAAUAAUUUCUUGACUAUUCAUAUACUUAUUAAGAUUAAAACUUUGUCCCCUGGCCUUUCAGCACUAUGCAGGCUCCACAUCUCACUUCACUACACUACACAACUUCCUGACCUCUCAUUUUGAGAAAAUAUACAAAUCCCAUCAUACUUCAAAGCCCCAGCAAGGAAGACACCAUAUGAAAGUACAUACUUAGGAGGACAAAUUGAUGGAACGGCCCUCCACAUUUCAUAUGUAUGUUAUGCAUUCUCUUCCUCUCCCUUUCCCUGAGUGAUCUUUAAACACAAGAGAACACAGAAGAAACAGGGACAAAGAAAACGUAUUCCACUAGAAACAGCACUGUUAGUCAGUCAUGCAGAGAAGAGCUGCCUUCAGAAAAGCCAUUUCAGGCAUAGAUAAAUAGAUGGAUCAAUAUGGGAGGGCCAUAUCACUUGACCUAAGGCAAGAAAAAAAAUUGGGGGCAUGCCUCUUUCUUAAAAUAUGGAUCCCUAUUUUUGACAUCCAUCAGAGAAUGACUGAUUUCAACAAAUUUCUUAAAUGACAUUCCUCAGUGACUUAACUAAUAUAAAACAAUUCAGUCCCUGCCUCUUUUUAAAAGUAAAUGCAUUUUUAAAAAUCCUUUUCAGUUGUAAAAGGCAUAAAUAUUGAUUUGGCAAAAAUUAUGCAAAGCAAAGAAAUGUAGUGCAAACCAUUGUAUUGUGAUGAAAUUUACAAGCAGCUUCACUUAUCCUGGGUUUACCUUGCUAUAAAAUAAAGCAUGCUAUAUUUACAAGAAUUCAGACAAUUAAGAUGCCCAGCUACCUACAGCUGGUGACACAAAUGACACACAAUUUAGUCCCAUUCCACUUUUCUUUAUUGUUAAGAAGAUAGAGAGCUAUUAGCACAUCUUGUUGAGACCCUGGGCUCAUAUUGGAAUUCUGGCUGGUGAUGUUGCAUUAUGUUAUAUGUUGCUCUAUUUCCAAAGCAGGUGUAAGUUCAUCACCAUGUGUGUCAUCCUUGUGUGAUUUUACACAUUUUAAUUUUAAGUAGUGCCCCACAAAAUGUAUUUUGAGUUUGAGUUUGUAUAUGUACAUUUAUUCCCUAAUUGUAAGUCUGUUUUGGAUAUAUUUUUACACAUACUAGAUGUUGCUUAUUGUCUUAUGGUAAUCAAUUGUGAGAUAAUAGUCCUGCUUAGAAAGUUAGUAAAAAAAUGCUUUUUUACUGCUUAUACACUUCCACUUCAAAAUAUAAGAUCACCUCAGCAAAAUGUGCCUGUGUAAAACAGAUUUAAAAAAAAAUCAGUUCAGGUAUACAAUACACAGUUUAUUUGCACAGUGUUAAAGUGCACAGAAAGAUAGUAUAUUAUUUAUUUAGUAUACCAUGUGUUUGUUUAUUUGAGCCAUUGGUUAUACAGGUAUUUAUUUUAAUGAAAAAAUAGUUUAGUCAAGUUACAAUAGCUAAUAAUAAUGCAUUUAUUCUGAUCACUUAAACCUUUAGUUUUGUGUGAAUAAAGUCCAAUAUGGAAUUCACAUGGUAAUUUGCAGUCUGCCUUAUGUGCACUGCAUGACAAUUACAAACUAUCAUUAAAAAAUGUUUCUUCAAUUAAGCCAAAACAGUGCCAGUCAGAAAUCAAUUGAUCUUGUGUGCAUAUUGUUAUUUUAAUUACUUAUAAGAAUGCAAUAGUUAUUCAAAGGUUAAUUAAUUGUUAAGAAAUUUUAUUAAGCUUAAUCAUCAUUUGUAUUUGGACUUUCUUUUGCCAUUUCCUGAUUUUAGGCUUAUAUGUGGAAAGCAGCCUCAAUAGAUUUAUAAUAAAUCAUCUUUCUAUUUGUGUAAAAAUGACAGAGAAAAUAUUUUGAGACAGUAACAGAUAGCUAAAGUUUCCUAUAAACCCCAUAAAAAUCCACAAUAUCACAAAAAAAUAUUUUACAAAAUGUCACAAGGAUCUCCCUUUGUUGCCUUAACCUUGAAUUAGAAUGUACAUUAAAUUGAAGGAAGGGAAAAUAGUGUUUUCCUAUUUUUUUAUCUUGAUUUAUACUGUAUAAAAGCAGCUGCAAUUUUGAUGAGUUAAUCAUCCUGUCUGCAUGAAUUAAUAUUUUAAAGUUUUCUGAGCUAAUACAUGGUUGUUGCAGUUGUCAUUUUUCUGCCUUCAUUUAUAGAGUCACAACAUAAUGUAUCCAGAAGUUAAUGAUCUGGAAGUUAAUUAAGUGGUCAGUUCAACUUUGUUAGUACUGGGUAUAUUCUUUCCUAGCAAAACUCAACAAAUGUUGUCCGAUACAUCUUCAUUAAACAAGGAAUAUUUUAGCAUUCCAAAAACUUGUCCUGAUCCUGCAAACCCUUUCUCCCAUUGGCUUCAGUAGUUAUAUGAAUAAAGACUACUUGUGUGAGUAAGAAUUUGCAAGAUUGGGCCCUUUGUUUUUUAUGUAUUUUGAAUUAAACAUAAGUUUUUUCAUACAUACAACAAUUAGUAAUUGCAAAGCUGUGAUCAGAACAUGUAAAGCUAAAAUCAUGUUUUAGUGUUUCUUUAUUCUAGACUAGAAGCCAUAGAUGCAUUAAUACUGUUUUUCUCGUUUGACUUGAUUUUUCAUUAAGUAUUUCAGUGUUUCAAAAGUAUAAACUGCUGUGAAAGGCAGCUACUAUGUCAAAGCAAAGUUUGCAUUCAAGGUAGGGUAGGACUUUCCAGCUCCACUGAACCAUUACUGCUGAAACUGUUGUGGAAAUUGUGAAGCUGCAUGAAUGGAGAGUUUUUGACUCAGUGUUUAUGGUAGUUUUUCUCAGGUUUAGUUUUAACUGGACAUUAAAUGCCCUGUGUGUUUUAUUAAAUUUUAGUAACGCUUUCAGUUCUAUGCAGUGUUACAUGUCAUUGGCAUUUUGUGAAUGUGCAUGUUUUGAACUGCAAAUUUUUAAUGUUUUGUCUUUUAAUUGUUAUUAAAAAUUGAAUAAACUUUGCCAUUAAAUA
Messenger RNA from Mauremys mutica (yellowpond turtle), 8230 nucleotides. RefSeq names its product ATPase phospholipid transporting 8A1 (gene ATP8A1). The record is from RefSeq and is a predicted model, not a curated record. Lineage: Eukaryota; Metazoa; Chordata; Testudines; Geoemydidae. Gene Ontology annotation, cellular component: plasma membrane. The coding region runs from base 193 to 3642 and encodes 1149 amino acids. Gene Ontology annotation, molecular function: ATP binding; ATP hydrolysis activity; ATPase-coupled intramembrane lipid carrier activity. Gene Ontology annotation, biological process: phospholipid translocation. The transcript has 36 exons.